GAAAGUUUAGACCCCGCAUUCCACGUUGUUGGAUGGGCCAGCGACGGCCGCGGCUGGGAGAUGCGUGCGUGCGUGCGUGUGUGCGAGCCUGCGACGUGCGGUGACUGACGGAAAUAAAGUGCGUUUCGUGUCCGCCAGGUGUGGCGCGGCCCCGUGUGUUUUCAAGUCCGAGGCGUGACCGGACAAGGAGAAGGGAAAUAAAAAAAAUCACAACUCGGUGUCAAAGUGAAAUGAAGAUUACAACGGAGAAGAAGACGCUGUGUAUUUAUACGGAUUCCGAAACCACCUACUCCGUCGACAAGAUGGAGUGCGAGCUGAAGGGACUGCGGCGCGAGCUGGACGGCACCAAGCAGGCGCUGCGCCUGCAGACGGUGCGCUGCCGCCAGCUGGUGGCCGCCUUCACCGCCAAGCUGCAGGAGAAGGAGGCCGAGGUGCGCGCCGGCCGCCUGCUGCGGGACCGCCAGCUGUCACAGCUGCUGCGGGCGCUGCUGGCGCUGGAGGCGCGCCUGCGCCGGGAGCAGCGCUCCAUCCGCGAGCAGCUGGCGCGCAAGGACGCGCUCGUGCGCACGCAGCACCGCGAGAUCGCGCGCCUGCGGCACCGGCUGCGCGGCGAGAAGAUCUCCGAGGAGCGGCCCGAGGACUGCGACGACGAGGCCGAGGUGCGCGACCCGGCCGCCGGCCCCGGCAGGUUCAAGAAGAACCAGGCCAAGGCGCACCCGCGCAGGAUGUUCAAGCCCGCGGCGAAGGGCGACAGGCACGACGCCGAACAGCUGGAGAAGUACCAGGAGCUCGAGCGCCUGGCGAGCACCUUGAAGGAAGAGCUGGACGGCCAGACGGAGGACGACAUCGGCCCGGACCAGGAAGAAGUGGCGAGGGACCUCUACAAGGAUUACCAGCACAACCCUGUCUUGGAAUGCGUCAACCAGAUCCUCCUGCGCGACAAAGACGACGCGGAGAGCACUGAGGAGGAGAGCAAAUCCAACGUCUCGGUAAACUCGCACUACAGAGACCACGGGCCGACAGCCACCGCGCCGAGCAAAGCUUCCGAAGACAGCAAGCAGACCAAAGAUAAAGCAGCUUCCCCGCCACUCCAGGCCCAAAAACUGGAAGAGAAGGCGUGCUUGCUGAUGUCAUCCCAAAGGUUGACCGUGGUGAGACAUCCCGAGCUGGAAGAACUGGAUGCGAAAAACGGAGCAGCUCACCAGGUCAGGAGCUCUGUUCCUCCGGCUCUUCCGCCGAAACCGCCGCAGCUGGGCAGCAAGAGCUUGUACCUGCACCAGAAGAAGAUGCAGGCCUCUCACGCCCAGUUCGGGCAGCACUCACAUCCCUCCUCCGAACUCACCUCUGACAAGCUGAAGACGAGUGAUAGCGGGCAGAAGACAGGCUCUCAACAAAACGUGUUCAGUAGUCACUGCCACGAUCCUCAGCCAUUCCCGAACAGUUCUCACGUGCACAACGAAAAGCCACGCCAAAGACAGAUUCUGAGCAAUGGAAGUUUGAAACGCGCCUUGAAUCAAGAAAACACCCCACAUGUAUUGGUAAACGGUUUUCACCAAAAUUCCUCGGAAGAAAAUGACGAUUCCUCGCCUGUGAGAAGGUUCAAGGAGAAACUGGACAGUUUGAACUUAUCGAACUUCACCAAAGAUUCGCCAACGCAAGCUCCGGCGCUCCAGUUUGUUUCCGCAGCGCCACCAUCGCCCCACAAACAUGUCACGUCCGAACAGGGCAUGUGCGGGGCGAUAAAGGUCGGGUCUUCGGUGUCGUCCCUUAUCACGGGGUCUCUGGGAGGAAGCAUAGUGACGGAGUUGACCCAGGGCAAGGUCCCCCACGUGCCUUUGCUGGUGCGCCGGUUCGAAGAAGGCUCGAAGGAAGCGUUGCAGGGGAAUUUCGAGGAGUUCAGGCUGGAGGACGUGGAGAUGGAAGGGAAGAAAGACGGGGACAAGGACAAGAGCAGGCCCGAGGCGGACGGGGCCGAGACGAAGGGCGACCACUUGCACUCGGCCACCGGCGCGAACUACGAGACCUUCCUGGAGGCCACGGGCCUGAGCCAGAAGUCGAUCCUCACGCCCAGCCGCAUGCUGAGCAACCACAGGAGCGUGAUCAAGCCCAAGGACGUGAAGCACCGCAGCCGGGUGCUCCGCGCCCAGACCGCGGUGAGCGCCGCGCCGGCGGGCGGCGGGCCCGUCGUCAAGUACUGGAUGGAGCCGUUCCUGUGAGGUCCGCGCGAGUUUCACACGGUGUCUCGCGCGAACACAUCUACCACGAACAACUAGAGACCGGAAAAAUUCGCGAGUUCAUAUCGCGAUAGGCUAAAAAUACAAAUAGUUAUACCUCAGUGCUGCCUCUGCUAUUGGUCUCACAACUCAACCUGGAUGACUCUGGGCCAAUGAGAAACACCCAACCAAAGCUUCAUCGAAUCACAAGCUGCUACGUCGGGACGUCUCCACAAGACAGCAACCAAUGAGUGGGUGACAUUUGAACCGAGUGUACGCAGAACAAUGGAGUUCAUCUAUACAGGUCAUUGAACCCGCGAAUUUUUUCCGGUCCCUACGAAUAACAUUUCAAAAAUACAUUGUAGUAACUUUCAGAAUUCAUUUAGUUGUUCGAAUAGUCACACGAGUGUAAAAUAUUAUUUACUGAAGAUAUUCGUGAUAGUUCUUUAUGUUCUAAAUUUAAAUAUUUGGUAUCCGUGCAGUAUUUAAGAAAAAACAAUUCGUACCCAUGGAAAAAAAUUAAUACUUUCUGAGACUGGAGUAAUUAUAGAUAAAGUGCUGUCGAUGAUUGUGGUCAAGAUAUAUGUAAAGCUAUGUACAUUUUAUUAUUAACUUCUGUUUUUUCCACUAUAAAUAGUUCUCUACGUUUAUGUAUAAUUGCUUUUUUUUUUUUUUUUUUUUUUUUUUUUUUUUUUUUUUUUUGUUAUUUAUGCUGGUCACCAGGAAUGAGCUUCUGUUUGAACUGUAGGGGUCGGCACGCUUAGAAUUUCAGUUAUACUUUUUUUAAACUGCCAGUCUGCAUUAAAACCGCUCAUAAAUGGUAACGUAUGCAACUAAGUUGUUAUAAAUCACACACAUAAAAAAUCAACUUUGUUUUGUUAAUAUAGGCAAUUUUACUCUGGUUAGUCACGUGGUAAAUUUUCAUCCUCAAUUAAUUAGAUUAUUUAAAAUCCUUAAAGCAAGUUCUGAAACUAACUAUAGCUGAAGGACCCCUGAAAUAUACUUUGUACCAAUUUUCAAACUGUGAACUCUGUAGUGUGUUAUUACUUCCUCGCUGCCCACUGUUUCUUUCAAGUUACCUUUGUGUUGUUUCUUGCCUGUUUUUUCUCGUUGCCUGUUAUGUGCUUCGUCUGAAAACGACGUGGUUCACAGUAACAACAAAACGCGGAUAAUACAGCGGUGCAAAUAUGGAUAAUUGCAUUGUUGUGUUUGGAUGUGUAAGAGAGAUGUGCAUUGUACUAGGUAAUUUUGGCUUUCAUUUUUAUGUUUUGUUUCUGGUAUUUAUUAUAAAACAACAACACUGUAUAAUUUACCUCGAUAUUAUAUUAUUAAAGUUAACCUGAAACCCCAAAAGCAAAAUUUUAAGUAGACUUUUCAGUUUUGUGCUUAGUUAUUGAGAUAUUUUUAUAAUAAAUUAUAAGAGAGGAACGAAGUGAUGUUACCUAUGAAUUUAAAUGUGCAAUGUGUUUUUAUUUAACGUUAUAUAAAAAUAGUUAUGUUAGAGCGGGUACAGUAUCGCUCUGUAAAAUAAUUUUCUGGAAAUUGUUAGCAAAUCGUAGCGUAAUAAAGUUGUGACUGUUAGACGAAAUUGUUUUAAUGAAUAUCACUUAUUAUGCAGAUGUGAAACACAACAUGAAAUAAAGAGAGAGAAAAACAAUGUUUUUUUUUGUGUUAUACUGUAUUACAGAAAAUUUGUGCGUAUGUAAUAAAUGAGCACUACACAUUUUA
This is a messenger RNA of Bacillus rossius redtenbacheri, 3941 nucleotides long. RefSeq lists its product as uncharacterized. The record is from RefSeq and is a predicted model, not a curated record. The coding region runs from base 231 to 2216 and encodes 661 amino acids. The transcript has 2 exons. Lineage: Eukaryota; Metazoa; Arthropoda; Insecta; Phasmatodea; Bacillidae.